GGAUGUGCGUACGGUAGUGAAGGGAGCAGCAGAGGGCGGGCCGAAUGACAACACAGCUGGGCGUCCCGUGACGGAUUUAAGAGACCUGAGUUCAUGGCAGCCAGUGACGAAGUAGGGAAGCUGCAGCAGCACCUGUCCCUACUACGUGAGCAGUAUGUUCGCCUACAGGAGCGCUACACCACCUUGGAGCAGCAGCAUGCCAUCGCCACUGCUGGCUGCCAGAGUCCUGAGGGAGAGGACUCCUUCGUGACCCGACUCCUUCGCUUUGUGGCAAACCUUUAUGACAAGGAAAAAUACAGCGACAUGAUUGUCCGCCUGAGCAGCCGAGACAUUCGGGCACACCGCUUUGUGUUGGCAGCUCGCAGUGAUAACUGGGGUGUGUCAACCCUGGCGGAGGUGGACAGUCUGGACUGGACAGGACUGGAGGAGGAGGUGGGAGAGGCUGUGCUGCAAUGGGUCUACACAGAUCAAGUCAGCCUUCUCAAGGACCACACCUUCACCCUUAACCUCAUGAGGGCAGCUGCAUCUUUCUCUCUCCUCCCACUCAUGAAGAGGUGUGAGAAGGCCCUGAUGGGGUGGGUGACGGUAAGGAACUGUGUCCGCCUCUACACAACAGCAGAGGAGAUUGGGGCUCAGACACUGAGAGACCACUGCUCCACACUCAUCUCAACACAUUGGAAUGACUUCACCCCAGAGGACUUCUCUCACAUGACAGCACCACUCCUGUACACCAUGUUCAAAUCUAAAACCAGUCACCCCUUGCACGCUGCCAUCAGGCUGCAGCGUGAGGAUGUGGUCUUCCUGUACCUCAUUGAGUAUGAUGCCCAGCUUCCAGCAGUGCUGGAUGAGGCAGACAGUUCGGGGGACAUGGCACUGGACUUGGCAUUGAUGGGGAGGCAACACAGCAUUGCUGACACCCUCCUGAAGCACGGUGCCUCAGUGACCACCACAGACCCCACUGGCGCCUCCCUCCUCCACCGGGCUGUGAGAAGGGGCGAUGAGUAUGCAGCUUCCUUCUUGAUGAGUCACGGGUGCUCGGUGAACGUGGCCACACCGAGAGACGGCUCCACCCCACUGCACACCCUUGCCAGCCAGGAGUACGAGGACCCCCAGGUGCGGCAGGACAUGGUCAGGGUGGCUCAGAUGAUGAUUGAGAAGGGCGCCGACCCAAACAUCCAGGACAAGAACAUGAAAACUGUGAUGCAUCUGGUGGUGGAAGGGGACAGGGAGGAGAUCUUCAGGGUCCUCAUCGAGCACGACAACCUUCGCCUUGAGCUGCAGGACAAGACAGGCUUCCCCCCACUGUGGCACGCCCUCGCCUCCAGCACAGACAUCAGUGACAACUCCUACGCCUCAAUGCUCAUCAAGAAGGGAGCCUCACCUGACGCUAUCAGUGGAGACUCUUUUAGCAAGAAAAAUAUGAAGGUGGUGAGGUCCAGCGGGGAGUCCCUGCUGCACCUGCUGGCAAGGGAGGGGCUGGAGGAGGCCGGGCUGUUCCUCACCACUCAGGGUGUCAACUGUAAUGUGGUGAAUGCUGAUGGUGAGACACCCCUCCAUGUGUCCUGCACUGUGGGUUUGCCCUCCCUCACCACUGCCCUGCUGCAGAUGGGAGCCAAUCCAAACUUCCAGACCUACUCCACCACACCCACAAAGGAUAAGCCAGCCAGCAAUGACCCCUUCGCUGAGGACACCAGCAACGGCAGCAACUCCCCGCAGAACACAAACACCUUCCGAGAGACAGCCCUCCACCGCGCCAUCAAGAACAAGAACGAGGCAGACAUCCGGGCAAUACUGGACCACAAAGAAUACUGUGAAAGCAACAAGGCUGACCUGCUGCUGACCCCUGACCUGAACUUGCGUGACUCUGACGACCUGACUCCACUGGGCGUUGCCUUGGGGACGGGUCAGAUCACAGUAGCCAAGCAUCUGCUGGAGGCUGGGGCAGACAUCAACACCACCAACAUGCAGGGCUACAGCCUCCUUCACCUGGCCAUCCAGGUCAAAAAUCCUGAAGUGGCCACCUUCCUCAUCAACAAUGGAGCUGAGACCAAUUUAAGGACUCGAGAAGGCCUCUCCCCGCUGGACCUCUGCAUUAGUGAAGGGUUCGGAGAGGUGGUGGGGCUGCUUUGCACUCACAACGCUGACAUCAAUGCCCACUCAGGCUCUGACCCACCACUCUGGAAGGCUCUCAGCUCCAACCAGGAGGACAUUGCUUCCAUUCUAGUCCAGCACCACGUGGACACUGACAACUGGGAUGAUGGUCCUGAGGAUUGCCAGCAGACACUGCUCCACAGGGCCAUUGAUGAGAACUGUGAGGAGAUAGCAGUGUUCCUCAUCCGGAGUGGCUGUGACGUGAAUGCAGUGAGGAGGCCGGGACCAGGAGGCUUAGGGGGCGAGGAGGCAAAGGACCUGAUGACCCCCCUCCACCUGUGCUGCUCCUGGGGCCUGGAGGACACCGUGCAGGCCCUAAUUGAACACGGAGCCAAAGUGAAUGCCAAGGAUGCUGAGAACAAGACACCCUUGCACCACGCCAUAGAGAACGCCCACACCAAUAUCAUCUCCCUGCUGCUCUCCCACCCCGCCCUGGACCUCACCAUCAGGGACAAGGCUGGGGUGACACCCUUCGCCGCUGCCAUGCUACGGAAGAAUAACAAAGCUGCCAAGGCCAUCCUCAACAGGGAGUCAAAGGCAGCUGAACAGUACGACCACAAGGGACACAACUUCCUACACCUGGCCAUCCAGAAGAAGGACAUGGAGAGCCUGCUGUUCCUGCUCAGCAUCAACGUUGACAUGCACACCCGCACCCAGGACCAGCACUCCCUCACUCCACUCCACCUGGCCACCACUCUGGCUGGGUCAGAGAUGAUUGUCCGCAACCUGCUGCUGGCAGGGCACGGGGCAAUCAAGGAGCUCACGCCACAGAAGCAGACGGUGCUCCACCUGGCAGCAGCACAUGACCAACCCCAGCUUGCCUCCAUCUACCUGGACAAUGGUGUGGAGGUGGAUGCUGUGGAUGACAACUUGAACAACGCCCUUCAUGUUGCUGUCAAGGAAGGCCAUUUGGGGGUGGUGAAGGUGCUGCUCACAGAGUCUAACAUUAAUGCUGGUGCUGUUAACCUGAGGGGCCAGAAUCCACUGCAUGUGUUGGCCAAUUACCCCAAGGACAAUGCUGCUGCCAUUGCUGAGGUCUUCCUGGAGGCCAUUCCAGAUUACGACCUCAACAGUGUGGAUGUGGAAGGGAACGCAGCCCUGUUGCUGGCAUACAUGCGUGGUGCCAGCCAGCUGUGUCGGGUGCUGGUGCGAGCUGGAGCCUGCCUCGGCACCACUAACAAGCAUGGAGUCAACAUAUUCAACUACCAGGUGCCCACCAAGACCUUGCUGUUCCGCCUGCUGGAUGUGCUGUCUGGUGAGCCACCAUGGUGUGAAGGGGAGCUGUGCAUGGAGUGUGGCACCAAGUUUGGCCUGGCAACACGGAAGCACCACUGCCGUCACUGUGGCAGGAUACUGUGCAACCGGUGCUCGGAUAAAGACGUUCCUAUCCUCAAGUUUUCUCUCAAUAAGCCGGUGAGAGUGUGUCAGACCUGCUUUGACGUUCUCACACUCGGGGCAGCGGCCAAUUCCUACUAGUGUUUUUAUUAAGUCAGGGUGGUGCAGUUUUUUUGCAGUUUUUUCUAUGCACGGGAUGUCGCCUGUACAUCUUUUGCCUUAGCGUCCAAACACUUGAGGCAUUUGCUGGUGGGCAGGGUUUUUUACUUCAUUUGUUUUCUUUUUUACAGUAAAGGUGUUUGAGUGAUUGCAGCUUCUGUCUUUGCAGACAUUCACUAAAGGUCUGAAUUUAGCAACACAAUGUAUUCCAAGGUUUGAGAAGUUUUAGUUGGGUUAUUUUAUGCAUCUUUAUGAUUGGAUCUGUAGUCUUGCAUAAUUGAUAUAAUUUAUAUAAUUACUGGAAGUACAAUACCUUGAGAAAACUCCUCAGUUUGUCCUCCAGUUUUAAGCUGAGUGAAUGGAACAGCCUGAGCCAAGAAACAAGUGAUCACCUGUGUUACAAGCUGUGAUAUAUGUCUAAGAUAAAGCUUUCUCCAUGCUAGGGAUCAAGCAACCACUACAACAAACACCCUCCCAACACCAAGGGCGGCUGACUCUUGUGACAGCUCUGUACAUAACCACCACCCUAAGCAGCGCGUUUUGUAGGUUUUGUAGCUAUGUCAAUCCUCCCGUGUGACUUUUAUGAAAGGUUUUAAGUCCGGUGUUGUAAAAAAAUAGUCUGAAGUGAUAAGGAGUAAUUAAUUUUGCCUCCAGUUUGUUGUUUAGUCCAAGGAUUAGUAAAAUGAUGUGUCACAGGUUUGCUUCCCAUGAAUUGUUCUUGUGUUAAGUGAUGUAAAGAUAAUAAUUGCAGUGAGGAGCAUAAGUAUUCACAGUCUUGUCUCCAGUUGACUGUGGACUUUUGUCGUCUAGUGCAGGGAAAUAACUAAUGUAGUGUCGCAGGUUUGCCUCCAGUGAACUGUUCUUGUGUUAGGUGAUGUAGUGUAAAGAUUGUAACUGGAUUGAGGAGUACGAGUAGUAGUUUUGUAGGUUUGCAUUGUUGUUUUGCAGUCAGUUCAUGAAACUUUAAGUUUUGUGGUAUAGAAUGCAGCAAUUGAAGAAAGAAGUUACACUGAUCCUGGAAAACACAAGAUAGAUAGGACUGGACUUAAUGAAGGUCACUGCCCCUAUGUGGCUGUAAGGCUGUAUCUUGUGCUUAUAAAGAAAAGUAGAUGGGUACAAAAUGAUAGUUCAUUACAGGAGAUCUUUUCUUGUAUGGAUGUCAUAUUUCAUUUUGUAUUUCUUCCUUACAGCUGAGUGAACAAAAAGCAUUGCAGAAUAGGACAGCAGAAUGCUUUAUUGUUGAUGGGGUAGUGUUGUCCUUGAAGAAUUGUAGUUUAACUGGGAUGAAAGCUUACAGUGAGGCCAGAAUUUAAGGUUUUCUUUAAGACAGGUACAUAGUGUUGGUAAGAUGCAAAUGUACUGAUGAAAGUGCUUGUUGUGUUUGCAGGUAAAAAAAAAAAAAAAACAUGUUGAGUGUUACAGGUGAAGCUGUAGAUCUGUCUCCAUUGUUCAGUGCAGUAAGGUAGUGGUGUUUUGGUUCUACAUGAAGCAAGGUGGUAUUGUGCCACUGAUGUUUGCACUCUGCUGGAAAAUUACAGAGAAGGAUUUUGUAUGACUUGGAAAGUUUUAAUGUUGUUUUUUGCAUCAAUGGAAGGCAGUCACCAGCUACACUAAGAUAUGCUAUAUAUAUUUUUAUUAAGAAAGAUGUGUUUUGAGUGUAAGGGAGCUGCCUUGAGCCACAGCUUCCACUUGCCUUGUGUAGCAGUGUGAAAAAAACAGAACAUUGUUGUGAGUAAGCAGUAAUAAAAAGCACAAGUAAUGUCAUUCUGGUUCCAAACAAAACCCACUUGAACAUUUUGUUCAUAGCUGUAAUUUGGACACUGCAUGGAAACACAGAAAUUUACUUAAUAGCAGGAUAAAUUUGCCAUACAAGGCCCUCAACAGGUGUCAAAGUUAUAACUGAGGAAACAAAGUACAGCACCUUGCACAUCAAGAGUGUAGUGAUCAUCAGGGCCCAGGAUAAUUUUGUGGGUCUUGGUACCUCAGUUCAUUACAUAAAAGAUUAAAAUUGAAGGUAGCAUUUGGAACCGGGCAUGACAUCACAGUAUAGCUCAGUGUAGAGUCACAUUUGGUGUGGUGAAGGUGAAGGAGAACUUGGGAAGUGUGGGUGAGCAAGCCGGGACGGCCGCAUGUGUGUGGGCCUGCCAUUCAAGAUUUACCAAAGAACAUUAUGCAGUAUUGAUAAUGUUUUUAAACAUUUGUGUAGAAAUGCUGUUUUUCCUAUGUUGUUAUUCUUCUAUAUAGUAGCUAUAUAUAUACAUACAUAGUUUAUCAGUAUAGAUAUUUUCAUAACAUAGUUUGGAACUGCAUUGUGUAUGUGUACUUUAUAGUUAUUCUGUAAGACAUUAUAUUUGCCAUAAUGUAAAAACACUUAGAUAAGCAAAAUAACCAGAUUUUUAUAUAAGUUUAAAGGUUAAGGCAUAAAUAAGAAUGGUCAAGUCACAUGAAGAGCAGCCACACCUGGUACACUUGGCUUGGUUAGGUUAAGUUGCCUGUCUCUGCCUGUUUGUCUGACAUUGGGUAACCUAACCUAACAUAAAACAUCUCAAGUGCAGCUGGAAUGUCUGUUGAUCCACCUGCCUGUCAGUAUCUGUCAGUUUUCUCUCUUUUACUCUCUGUCUAUCUAUUUAUACCUGUAUCCAUCUGUGGGUAAUGUAAUCAGACCUAACCCAUUUCAAGUAUAGCUUGAGUAUCCAUCUAUAUAUCUAUAUUUUAUCUUUCUCUCCACUUAUCUGUGUAUCUCUGUCUGUCUGAGUAACCAAACCUAGUGCAGUUGGGGUGGCUGAUCUUCAUGGGACCCAAGAUGUCUAUAAAUCAUGUGGUGGUGAUGUGCUGAAGGAGAAACCAGGUGGCAGAUGAGGAUCAAGGCUCAUUAGCAGGGAGUAAGAGAGGAAGGAGAGCAGGGCAGUGUGGGGUGGAACAGGGAGGUCGUGGUUAGGGCUGGGCGUGGCUGAGGGUUCAAGUUGCAAGUGCAGAAAAGAAGUAAUUAAUCAGGAAUGGACCACACUCAAACACUUCAGCAACUUUUCAGGACUUUUUAACCUGCUGUAGUGGAAGUUAUAAGGGUUUUCAAGGACAUUUUCAUGAUCCCAGUAAUAGUUUAACAGUCUAAUAGAAGGUAGUAGGGAUUUGAAGAGUGGUUUCAUGAUUCCAGUGAUGGUGAAAGGUUUUAUAGUUUUCAUGAUUACAUUGUUAUUUAACAGGCUAAUGGAAGUCAUUGAUGUAUUCAGGGAUGGUUUCACGAUUCUUGUGAUAGUUGAAUAGACUCUAGUGAAAGUUCUAGGAGUUUUCAAUCAAGGGUGUUUUCAUGAUUCCAGUGAUAGUUUGGCAAGGGUUAUGUGCCAUCAAUGAGAAAAAUACCUACAAGAACUUUACCAGUUAUCUGUGUGGCCUUUGAAAACAGUCCUUAUGGAAACCCAGAUUGUUCUGAAAUAUGGCUGAUUGCCACCUGUCAUGAUAAGGCAAAAGUUUGUGGGAUGCAGCAUGCCUUUUGUGAAGUGUGGUAAGACAAACCUGUCAGCUUUAUCUCCAUGGGUUACUUAAUUAACAGGAAAGAAAAUUAUAAUAAAUGACAUGUCCAUAAGUGAUAGAAUAGAUACAAGGGGAAAAUAAGUGUAACUCAGGAAAUAGCUUGGUGAGUAGUUGUUGGAAACUUUCAAACAUAAGUUGUUACCAACAUAAACCUGAAAAAAAAGUAAUAAAAGACAAAAUAAAUAGGAAUCAAAAGUGAAGCAAUAAAUCUUCAAUAAUAUAUAUAUAUAUAUAUAUAUAUAUAUAUAUAUAUAUAUAUAUAUAUAUAUAUAUAUAUAUAUAUAUAUAUAUAUAUAUAUAUAUAUUGGAAAAGUGAGGCAACGAAUCUUAAAUAUAUAUUGUGUAUAAAAUAUAUUUAAACAUAUAAUAAUUUUAUAAUGAAAAGUUGCUGUACUGUGCUGAUGUAACAAAAGUCCUAAGUAAAGAAGAAAAAGAUGAGGCAGUACUGUUUCAACAAAAAACAAGUACAGUAAUAACUCAAGAGAUAACAUUGAUGAAAAAGAAAACAUACAAAAUUUUGCCAUAUGUCAAUUUAUGCAAAACUCACAAAUCGGUAACAUUCAUUAUCGAUAAUUUAUAAGUGAAGGCAAAGAUAUGAGCAUUCCAAGCCACUUGUGCUCACCUGUGCUUACCUGCUCAAGGGCUAAUCCUUUCCCAGGUGUAGGCUAGAGUUAGCAUAGCAUGUUAUUUAAUUUUAUAUAUUAGGAUGAGCUAGUGUGUGUGUGUGUGUGUGCGAAAGAUGUUGAUGAGGCUGCAGUGGUGUUGUGAGGAUCUUGAAAUACUGAUGUUUAGUUUACAUUGUCCCUUAACCUCUAUUAUGUCCUCCUCCUCCUCCUCCUCUUUCUCCUCCUCCUCCUCCUCCUCCUCCUCCUCCUCCUCCUCCUCCUCCUCCUCCUCCUCCUCCUCCUCCUCCUCCUCCUCCUCCUCCAGUACAAGGAAACAUAAGUGAAAACACACCCCCAGAAGCAAAUAUUUUGUACAUAAAUUGAGAUGCAGUUGUAUUUUUUUUAUUUAUUUAUUUAUUUUUUAUUUAUUUUUUUUUUUCAAGUGAUGGUGUUCCUUGACAUUUUCAUUAUUUAAUUUCCUUGAUCAGUGGUAACUUUUUUUCAAUAGCCUUUGAUUAUUAUUAUUAUUAUUAUUAUUAUUAUUAUUAUUAUUAUUAUUAUUAUUAUUAUUAUUAUUAUUAUUAUGUGUUUUGUCACAGUCUAACAUGUUCAGUCUAACAUGUUUACGUACUUUAUUAUUAUUAUUAUUAUUAUUGUUAUUAUUAUUAUUAUUAUUAUUAUUAUUAUUAUUAUUAUUAUUAUUAUUGUUAUAUUUGAAUAAUAUUCAGUUUUUUUUUUUUUAUAAUCUGCUCAAGCCUUUUCUUUUAUUAUGUUUAUUAUUAGUAUUCUAAUAUUUGCUUAUUGAUUUAUUCUCGAGACAUUCAACUUCUUUGCCCCCGAUUUUUUUUUUUUUUUUUUUUAUGCUUUUGCUUUUGAUGUUUCCUUUGUGUUCAUUUAUCAUUCUAUUUACUCUUUUUUUUUUUAUUUAUUUUUCUAUUAACUACUUUUUCCUUUUAAAUCUCGAGCAAGUAUUUAUUUAUUUAUUAUUUAUUUGUAUUUUUAUUUGUUUCCUCUCCGAAGCCAUGCACGCAAUAUAAACACAAACCUAACAGCCUUGGUGUCACAUAGUCUGGCUAGGUGCUUGAAACCCAUACAAUGAAACACCAGUAAUUUCUUUUUUUAUUUAUCUAUUACUAUUAUUUUCGUCCCAGUCGCCUUUGUUACUCUAAAAAACACGAGCAACGAUAACCUCUGUUGUAAUAAACUUGUGUACGUAACUUGCAA
Messenger RNA from Scylla paramamosain (green mud crab), 9005 nucleotides. RefSeq names its product rabankyrin-5-like. Bases 94 to 3627 code for a protein of 1177 amino acids. The record is from RefSeq and is a predicted model, not a curated record. Lineage: Eukaryota; Metazoa; Arthropoda; Malacostraca; Decapoda; Portunidae. The transcript is spliced from 22 exons. Gene Ontology annotation, biological process: positive regulation of transcription by RNA polymerase II. Gene Ontology annotation, cellular component: nucleus. Gene Ontology annotation, molecular function: transcription cis-regulatory region binding; protein binding; metal ion binding.